Messenger RNA from Dermatophagoides farinae (American house dust mite), 1504 nucleotides. RefSeq names its product zeaxanthin glucosyltransferase. Lineage: Eukaryota; Metazoa; Arthropoda; Arachnida; Sarcoptiformes; Pyroglyphidae. Gene Ontology annotation, molecular function: UDP-glycosyltransferase activity. The record is from RefSeq and is a predicted model, not a curated record.
AUGAUCAGAAGUGUAAUAGUAUCUUCUAAAUACAGGCUCAAGAUUUCUGAAAUAAUGGCAAUCAUAAUGUUCAUGGCAAAUGAUUUUGUUGGCCCACAAAAUGCAUGUAUUGGUCUGGCACAAUCACUUAGUCAACGCGGUCAUCGAGUGUAUUUUUGUUUGCGGCGGGAAUUUUUUGCCCGAUUUAUUUCCAAUGGUUUUGAUGAACAAAAUCUGCUGGAAUUGACUGGUUCAACUGCCAAGAAAAAGGAAAGUCUCCGAUUUCUAGUUGAAAAAAUUCGUGAAUUUGGUUUUGCAACUGGCAUUUCUCCUUUAGAAAAGGUACGACAGAUCAAACGGGUCAAUUUGGUUAAAUCAACAUUCGAAGAUCCACUUGGACAAUUUGAUGGACAACUCAGAGAUUACCUACAACGAAUCAAUCCGGAUUUGAUCGUCUAUGAUGGUGAGGUGAUUCCGCCAGCCAUUCUUUAUUGGCCAAACUGCCCCUGGAUCUAUCUCUUCUGUAGUAAUCCAAUCGGUUUAUUCGACUCGGAUCUAUUGCCACCAUUUUUGUCCGAUUUCAAUACAAUUGAUAUCGAUAAUGAACCACCGUCAUGUUGGCAAGAAUUUCGUUCAGUACUAGAUGAAUGUUAUUACAAUCUAGUACGCCAAACUCAAUCCAGAUUAUGUCGACAAUUGUCAUAUCCGGAUCCCAAUGAUUUUGAAUGGAUGAAAAAAAAUCGAUUUUUUAUUCGUUCACCACAUCUGAAUCUCUAUCAAUAUCCACAGGAAUUAGAUUAUAAUGAUCGUAUCUAUAUUCCAAAUGAUCUUUAUUGUCGAGUGGAUUCAUUCUCUCGUCAUGAAUAUCUCGAUACGAAUCGAAAACAAGAAUUGCUUGAGCAGAUAAAACAUCGUAAUGGAUCAGGAAAAUUAAUCUAUCUUUCAUUGGGUACAAUGGGCGCCUGUAAUCUAGAACUAAUGGCUCGUUUGAUCCGAAUUCUAUCCAUGACAGAACAUACGUACAUCUUGUCGACAGGACCAGCUAAUGGUGAAUUGGAACUUGGCGCCAACAUGUGGGCACAAUCGUAUCUACCACAGAUCUGGAUAUUUGCUAAUCUCAAUGUUGAUUUAGCCAUCAUACACGGUGGUAAUAAUUCGCUUUGCGAAGCUUUCUCCUACGGUAUACCUUGUCUGGUCAUGCCAUUAUUCUAUGAUCAAUUUCUCAAUGCCAGACGAGUACAGGAAAAACAGUUGGGUGCCCGAAUCGAUACAUUUAAUUUUGAAGAUGUUGAACUUGUAAACUGCAUAAAUACAUUGCUCGAUGAUGAUCAAUUAAAGCAACGAGUUCAAAGUAUUGGCCAAAGGAUCCGAAAAGAGGAUAGCAAAUUAGCUUGCUGCAAACGUCUAGAAGAACUAAUUAUCCGAUUUAAAAAAGAAAAAUCAUUUGCUAUAUAACUUGCUGAUCGAAUCGAUCGAUUGAUUGAUUUGAAAAUUGUUUUCAAAUAAAUGUACAUUUGCAUUCACA